Messenger RNA from Erigeron canadensis, 786 nucleotides. Its product is annotated as homeobox-leucine zipper protein ATHB-13-like. Gene Ontology annotation, cellular component: nucleus. The coding region runs from base 1 to 786 and encodes 261 amino acids. Gene Ontology annotation, molecular function: DNA-binding transcription factor activity, RNA polymerase II-specific; sequence-specific DNA binding. The transcript is spliced from 3 exons. The record is from RefSeq and is a predicted model, not a curated record. NCBI's taxonomy places the organism in Eukaryota, Viridiplantae, Streptophyta, Magnoliopsida, Asterales, Asteraceae. Gene Ontology annotation, biological process: positive regulation of DNA-templated transcription.
AUGUCCUUUCUCUCAUCUGAACCCAUGUUCUUUGGCUAUGAAGAUCAACACAACCUCAAUCCUCAUCAUUUCCAAGGUCUUGAUCCACUCAUGAUGAAAAGAUCAAUGUCAUAUUCAGGAAGAGAAGGAUGUGAAGAAACAAACGUUGCUGGUGACGUUGAGACGUCAGACGACGAGGGGUCACAACUCGGAGAAAAGAAAAGGAGGCUGAACCUAGAACAAGUGAAGGCUUUGGAGAAAAGUUUUGAAUUAGGAAACAAGCUAGAACCAGAACGAAAACGGCAACUGGCUCGGGCUAUCGGGUUGCAGCCAAGGCAAGUGGCUAUAUGGUUUCAAAAUAGAAGGGCUCGUUACAAGACUAAACAAUUAGAAAGAGAUUACAAUGUGUUGAAAAGACAAUACGACAACAUUAAAGCUGAUAAUGAUGCACUUAAAAACCACAACAACAAACUUCAUGCACAGUUGAUGGCUUUAAAAAGUCAAGAAGCAAAUGGAUUUAGAGCCAUGGUGAAUUUAAACAAAGAAACAGAAGGAUCUUGGAGCAAUGGAAGUACUGACAACAGUUGUGAAGACAAUAACACAUUGCUUUACACCCAAAUUUUAAAUAAUCUUCCUAACGAAUCGUCGAUGAUAAGCGGCUUAACUCAGCAGUAUCUCCUUGGUCAGCCAUUGAAUCAAACGGUCGGAGAUGAAGGAUUUUGCAACAUGCUUAAUGGGAUGGAGGAUCAGCCUACUGCUUUCUGGCCAUGGCCAGAAGCUAGUGAUACUACACCAGCAUCCUCAUGA